This is a messenger RNA of Monopterus albus (swamp eel), 1087 nucleotides long. Its product is annotated as isoaspartyl peptidase/L-asparaginase. Gene Ontology annotation, molecular function: asparaginase activity. The record is from RefSeq and is a predicted model, not a curated record. The transcript has 7 exons. Gene Ontology annotation, cellular component: cytoplasm. The coding region runs from base 73 to 1062 and encodes 329 amino acids. NCBI's taxonomy places the organism in Eukaryota, Metazoa, Chordata, Actinopteri, Synbranchiformes, Synbranchidae.
GACAUUAGUAUGCAGAUUAUAGAUUGACCCAGAUGAAACGGAGCAAAACACAAAUCCCACAAAGCCGGGACUAUGGCAGAAGGAUUCGGACAGGGGAUGGAAUGUGAAGACCAGGAAAGAAACUCAAAGAUGUCAGCAGUCGUAAUUGUGCAUGGUGGGGCGUGGGCCAUCCCAAGCAAAUUGGCUAAGGACUGUAUUGAUGGAGUAAAGGCUGCAGCAUGUGCAGGGCUUUCUGUCCUGAAGAGAGGGGGAAGCGCCCUGGAUGCUGUCGAGACAGCUGUGAGGACUAUGGAAGAUAACACUGUGUUCAAUGCAGGGCAUGGAGCAACACUCAAUGCAGAUGGAGAAGUAGAGCUGGAUGCCAUUAUUAUGGAUGGAAGGAUGCUUGACAGUGGUGCUGUGUCUUGUGUGAAGAACAUUGCCAACCCCGUGUCACUGGCACGGGCAGUGAUGGAAAAGACUGCCCACACUAUGUUAACAGGUAGAGGUGCUACCCUGUUUGCAGACAGCAUUGGUAUGUGCACAGUUCCCACUGAUAUACUGGUGACUGAGUAUGAGAGGAAAGAAUGGGAAAAACACAAGAAAUGCAUUACUGGAGUAAUGGAAGAUUUUAACUCUCAAUGUGCCAAUGAUAGUGUUGGGGCAGUUGCUCUGGACUAUGCUGGUAAUGUUGCAUGUGCAACAUCAACUGGAGGGAUCAGAAAUAAAAUGGCUGGCAGAGUAGGAGACUCUUCGAUUGUUGGCUGUGGAGGAUAUGCAGAUAACCUUAGCGGUGCGGUGUCUUGUACCGGCCACGGAGAGUCUAUUCUUAAAGUAACAUUGGCCAGACUCAUUCUUUCACACAUGGAGAGAGGUAAAUCAGUAGCAGAUGCCUCACAGUUGUCUUUGCAGUACAUGAGAGACCAGGUCCGAGGAACAGGAGGUGCUAUUGUGGUUGCUCCAUCGGGACAGUGGGCAGCCACAUUUACCACAGAGCGGAUGGCUUGGGCAGCUGUGGAAAACAAUGUUCUGUGGUAUGGAUUAGAGCCAAAUGAAAAGUUAAAAGAGCAGUUGCCCCAGUAGGAAUUUUAACAGCUCUCUUUGAUCU